Molecule: messenger RNA, 2793 nt
Organism: Otolemur garnettii (small-eared galago)
Lineage: Eukaryota; Metazoa; Chordata; Mammalia; Primates; Galagidae
Gene: CYP4F113
Product: phylloquinone omega-hydroxylase CYP4F11-like
Exons: 13
Coding region: 63-1637 (524 amino acids)
Molecular function (GO): monooxygenase activity; heme binding; oxidoreductase activity, acting on paired donors, with incorporation or reduction of molecular oxygen
Source: RefSeq, a predicted model, not a curated record
GGCAAAGAUCUCCCAGCAGAGGGAAAGAGACCGUUGUAUGGACAAACUCUCCUGAAAGAAGGAUGCCACAGCUGAGCCUGUCCUGGCUGGGACUAGGGCCAGUAGCAACCUCCCCAUGGCUGCUGCUGCUGCUCGUCGGGGCCUCAUGGCUCCUGGCCCACAUCCUGGCCUGGACCUACUCCUUCUACGACAACUGUCGCCGCCUCCGCUGUUUCCCACAACCUCCAAAACAAAACUGGUUUUGGGGUCACCAGGGCCUGAUUUCUCCCACGGAGGAGAGUUUGAGAGAAAGGAUUGAGCUGGUGGCCAACUACCCCCAGGGCUUUAAACUCUGGCUGGGACCCAUCCUCCCUCUCAUCAAUUUGUGUCACCCCGACAUCCUGCGACCUGUCCUCAAUGCCUCAGCUGCCAUCAUACCCAAGGAUAUGAGUUUCUAUGGCUUCCUGAAACCAUGGCUGGGGGACGGGCUUCUGUUGAGUGGUGGUGACAAGUGGAGCCAACACCGUCGCAUGCUGACACCUGCCUUCCAUUUCAACAUCCUGAAGCCCUAUGUGAAGAUUUUCAAUAGGAGUGUAAACAUAAUGCAUGCCAAGUGGCAGCGCCUGGCUUUGGAGGGCAGGGCCCAUCUGGACAUGUUUGAGCACAUCAGCCUCAUGACCUUGGACAGUCUGCAGAAAUGCAUCUUCAGCUUCGACAGCAACUGUCAGGAAAAAUCCAGUGAAUAUAUUGCCACCAUCUUGGAGCUCAGUUCACUUAUAGAAAAAAGGAACCAGCAGGUCCUCUUGCUCAUGGACUUCCUGUACUAUCUCACUCCCAAUGGGCGGCGCUUCCUCAAGGCCUGUAGGCUGGUGCACAACUUCACAGACGCCGUCAUCCAGGAGCGACGUCGCACCCUCCCCACUCAGGAUAUUGAUGACUUCCUUGAGGCCAAAGCCAAGACCAAGACUUUGGACUUCAUUGAUGUGCUCCUGCUGGCCAAGGAUGAAGAUGGAAAGGCGUUGUCAGAUGAGGACAUAAGAGCAGAAGCUGACACCUUCAUGUUUGAGGGCCAUGAUACCACAGCUAGUGGUCUCUCCUGGGUGCUGUACAACCUUGCAAGACACCCAGAAUACCAGGAGCGUUGCCGGCAGGAGGUGCAAGAGCUCCUGAGGGACCGUGAGCCUGAAGAGAUAGAAUGGGACGACCUGGCCCAGCUGCCCUUCCUGACCAUGUGCAUUAAGGAGAGUCUGCGGCUGCAUCCUCCAGUUCCAUUGGUCUCCCGCUGCUCUACCCAGGACAUUGAGCUCCCUGAUGGCCGGGUCAUCCCCAAAGAUGUCAUCGUACUCAUCAAUAUUUUAGGAACCCAUCACAACCCAGCUGUGUGGCCGGACCCAGAGGUCUAUGACCCCUUCCGCUUCGAUCCAGACAAAGUCAAGGAGAGGUCACCGCUGGCUUUUAUCCCCUUUUCCGCAGGGCCCAGGAACUGCAUCGGGCAGGCCUUCGCCAUGGCCGAGAUGAAGGUGGUCCUGGCGCUCACGCUGCUGCGCUUUCGCGUCUUGCCGGGCCACUCCGAACCCCGCAGGCUGCCUGAGCUGAUUCUGCGCGCGGAGGGCGGUCUUUGGCUGCAUGUAGAGCCGCUGAAGGCGGGCGGGCAGUGACCCGGCGACACGCUCCCUCCUCCCCUCCCCCAAGCUUUGCCGGUUCCUGGGAAUAAAACUCUGCAGUCGCCUCUGCCCGAACCUCAUCCACGGCCAGCAGGGGGCGCUCGGGCACUGCGGGGAUCCAGGGGGUGGGCUUGAUGGGUGGAGGCGGGGCUGGUCUCUGAGAGCCACACCCCGACAGCCUCGGUGGCUGAGCUCAGCACUCCUGCGCCUGUCGCUGGUUCUCUCAGAGUCCAAGUAUGGACUUUAUUCUACAGGAGAUAAGGAGCCAUGGGAGGUGUUUGAGCAUGAGAGGGCCACAGUUAAGGCCAAAUUUAAGAGGCAAGACGAAGGCUCUGAGUCAGAGAGAGGACUCCUAGAGGCGGAUCCCUUCACCUACUGAGGGGUGUCCCAAGACGCCCCCACAGAGCCCACUGACCAGCCCAUAGCACAGAGGAGGAGGCCUGCAGCUCCCACCCUGGCAGCCUGUCCAGGAUUCCUAGUUCCCUUCCUGCUCUUGCCAAUGUCCCACACCUGUGUCCACCCUUCCUGGUUGGUCCCAUCGGUGAUCUCUUCCCCUACCUUCGGGGAGUCCCUCACUCCCUUCUUUGAUGCUGCCUGGGCAGCCUGGACAGCACAUACUGAUUUAACCCACUUAGGAGCUCUCACAAGAGGGUGGGUGGGGAGGCUCAUCACCACCCUUUCCCCUCUGGGUUCCUCCUUCAUUCCUAUCACAGGCCACCCUGACCCAUCUUGAAGGGGGCGGGGGCAGUGCCAUCCUGUUUCACUGGAGAUCCAAAGCCAGACCUCUGGCCACAAAUACCAGGGAUACAGAGCCAGACUGCUUGGGCUCAAGUCUGGCUUCUGCUGUGAUUUGGGCAAGUUAAUGUCCCUCUCUGUGCCUCAGUUUCCUCGAUCAUAUAAUGAGGACAACAAUGCUGCCUACCUCAGGACUGUCGUGAGGGCUGAUUAAAAACGGCUUAGAGCUGUAUCUGGUGCACAAUUAAUGCUCAAAAAUGUGGCCAUUAUUACUACCUGUUCCAGAAAGGCUGCUGAAGCACGCGGCCUUUCAAGAUACUUAUUCCUGCUAUGACUUUUAAGAGUGUGCCUUGGACUCAGAAGCAAGAAUUGUAAUAUAUUCAUGCUCAUUAAAUCAAGUCUUUUCCCCACAAAA